GAUUCCAUCAAAAUCAAAGAGUAGUCUCUUGAAUCAAAUCUUCGUAAUUUCAAUCAUCCUUUGCAAAGAGCGUCAUUAUCUGAAGAUGGGUGUUUUCUAUGUAUGGAAGGCAGUUCUUUUACUUUGCUUUGUAUCGACCAUCUCAGCUGUUCAUUGGCCAGACGGAACAUAUACUUUGAUCAAAUCAGAUGCCGGAUGUCCAUCGAAUUGGCUGGAGGGAUGGCGAUUUCAGGACAAUGAAAACGACAAUAACAAGAACAAGAUAGAUGUCGGAAAUUACUUCUUUGGUAUAACUGAGCAGAGCCCUAGCAAUUUCAAUUUCUCCUACUGUACCAAGGAUCCUCAAGAUUUUAGCAACGGGAAAAAAUGGCCUCCUGGAAGUUACUGUAUCAUUAGACACGGAAACGCAUGUCCUGGAGGUUUCGAAAAUGGAAGCAUUUUUUGGGAUGACGAAAACGACAAUAACAAGAACAGUGCUGGCGGAAUAUUACCAAGUGGACAAUUUAAACAAGACACGCUGAUUAACUAUUGCUGCAGGAGAGACGGUAAAUUCAGUUCACCAAUCGAGCUGCCGACGUCCCAAGCAUUCCAUCUGCUUAAGUUUAUCUACCCUUGCCAGGCGGUCAAAGGAAUGUCCGUCAAGGAGAUACGAGUAGAUUUUGACGACGAAAAUGACAAUAAUAAAAACCAGGUGCACGAAAUGCAUCCCGUUGGAUCGCACCCCGGUAAACAAGACAACACCCUCAUUUACUGCUACUAUAGCCCAAAAUAAGAAUAUUGUCAUCUUACAAAGUCUAGCUUCUCUGUUGUCUCAAGGCCUUGAUUAGUAUGAGAUUUUCCGAUACCAUGUACAUGUACGUGAAAUAUUACGAUUUAGCAAAAUCUUGAUAUACAUGUACUUUUAUUUAUUGCAGUAAAACUUUCAUACUUUGA
Molecule: messenger RNA, 933 nt
Organism: Ostrea edulis (European flat oyster)
Lineage: Eukaryota; Metazoa; Mollusca; Bivalvia; Ostreida; Ostreidae
Exons: 5
Coding region: 86-772 (228 amino acids)
Cellular component (GO): membrane
Molecular function (GO): wide pore channel activity
Source: RefSeq, a predicted model, not a curated record